Molecule: messenger RNA, 262 nt
Organism: Pyrgilauda ruficollis (rufous-necked snowfinch)
Lineage: Eukaryota; Metazoa; Chordata; Aves; Passeriformes; Passeridae
Product: ceramide synthase-like
Exons: 1
Biological process (GO): ceramide biosynthetic process; lipid homeostasis
Cellular component (GO): membrane; endoplasmic reticulum
Molecular function (GO): sphingosine N-acyltransferase activity
Source: RefSeq, a predicted model, not a curated record
CCCGCGCAGUUCCGCCGGCAGCACACGGCCCUGCACAAGCUCAACGGGGUGGCCCUGCUGGUGACCUUCCUGCUGUGCCGCGUGCUGCUCUUCCCGUACCUCUACUGGGCCUACGGGCGGCACCGGGGGCUGCCGCUGCUGCGCGUGCCGGCCGCGCUGCCCCCGGCCUACAACGCCGCCGCCGCCGCCAUGGCCGCGCCCCAGCUCUACUGGUUCGGCCUCAUCUGCCGCGGCGCCUGGCGCCUCUUCCGGCCCGCCGGGA